This is a messenger RNA of Scleropages formosus (Asian bonytongue), 3263 nucleotides long. RefSeq names its product rho GTPase-activating protein 6-like. The transcript has 13 exons. Lineage: Eukaryota; Metazoa; Chordata; Actinopteri; Osteoglossiformes; Osteoglossidae. The record is from RefSeq and is a predicted model, not a curated record. The coding region runs from base 361 to 2619 and encodes 752 amino acids. Gene Ontology annotation, biological process: signal transduction.
AAAAAAUUCUGAUAUUUCUUUCAAAAAUGAUUACGGGUGCUGCAUAUAGGUAUUUAUUUAUACUGAAAAGUGUAAAUUCUGGUGAAAAAAGUAAAAUGAUUAAUUGGUCUAAGAUGAGUUACCUAGCUGGCUAAGUCGUUGUAUAACAAGUAACUUAAUGUUGCAUUAUUUGGAAAAAAAAGUGUCACCUAAAAAAAUAAAUUCUGUAUUUCUUAAUGGUUCACAAUGAUAAAAACAGAAGAUAACGCAUGCCAGCCAUCUAGAAUGUUCUACCAUAGUAUGGUAUGGCGUUACUUUGUACGCCGAUGCUGUACUUUUCAAUUUUGCACUAGUUUUCCGUGACAGGACUUCUUAUCGCUCAUGGCUGAAGUUUGCAACAUCCAUCGCUCUACAUCGUCUCCACCUGUGCCCAUGGGUGACUUCACCUGGAACAGCAUGUCCGGGCGGAGCGUCCGUCUGAAACCCGUGGCCAUCCAGAGCCUGUCGGAACUGGAGCGAGCUCGCCUUCAGGAGGUGGCCCUCGGCCGCCUGCUCCAGGACUAUGACCUGGGCUGUCAGAUCACCAUCCCCAAAGAUGGGCACAAACGCAAGAAGUCGCUCAGGCGGAAGCUGGAUUCACUAUCCAAGGAGAAGAAUAAAGACAAAGAGUUCAUCCCCCAGGCUUUCGGCAUGCCGUUGUCGCAGGUGAUCGCCAACGACCGCGCCAUCAAGCAGCGGCUGGAGUCGGCCAGGGAAGGGCACAGGGACGCGAGCGACCUGGUCUCCUCCAUCCUGCAGUUUGCCACCAAGCGCUCCAACAAGGAGCUGUCCAGCAGCAACUCGUCCCUCAGCUCGACCUCAGAGACGCCCAACGAGGUGACCUCACCCAACACGCCCGAAGUAGCCCCGCGGGCCCGGAGACGGGGCGCCGUGUCUGUGGACUCCAUCACUGAUCUGGAUGACAAUCAUUCCCGCCUUCUGGAGGCGCUGCAGCUCUCGCUGCCGGCAGAGGCGCCGAGCAAGAAGGAGAAACAGCGGGACAAGAAGCUUAGCCUGAACCCCAUUUACAGACAGGUGCCCCGGCUGGUGGACAGCUGCUGUCAGCACCUGGAGAAGUACGGUCUCCAAACAGUUGGAAUUUUCCGAGUUGGGAGCUCUAAGAAGAGAGUACGUCAGCUCCGGGAGGAGUUCGACCGCGGCGCUGACGUCCGGCUCGAUGAGGAACACAGCGUCCAUGACGUGGCGGCUCUUCUCAAGGAGUUCCUGAGGGACAUGCCCGACCCGCUGCUCACCAGGGAGCUGUACGCGGCCUUCGUCAGUACCAUGUCGCUGAGUCACGAGGAGCAACAUGGUGUCUUGCAGCUGCUCAUCUACCUGCUGCCGCCCUGCAACAGCGACACGCUCCAGCGGCUGCUGCGAUUCUUGUCAACGGUGGCCGCCCAUGCCCCCGACGCCCAGGGCAAGGACGGCCAAGAGGUCACAGGGAACAAGAUGACAUCUCUGAACUUGGCCACCAUCUUCGGGCCCAACCUCCUGCACAAGACAAAGAUCUCCGACAAAGAGUUCUCGGUGCAGAGCUCAGCUCGGGCAGAAGAGAGCACGGCCAUCAUCGGCGUCGUCCAGAAGAUGAUUGCCGAAUGCGAGGACCUCUUUCUGGUGCCCCCUGACCUACAGAACGAGGUGCUGAUGAGCCUUCUGGAGACAGACCCCGAUGUGGUGGACUACCUUUUGCGGAGGAAGGCCUCGCAGUGGUCGAACACAGACAUGACCCGGUCUGAUGACCGCAUCUCCCUGGAUGAGCGCCACUUCUCCAGCGACUCCAACAAGGCCUCCAGCGGUGACGUCUCGCCUUACGACAACAACUCCCCGGUGCUGCCGGACCGUCUGCUGCCUCAGCCGGAGAAGGUCCCCCGUGUCCCCGAGCAGAGCGCCCUUGUGGGGGACAACAGGGGCCGAUGCAGAGAGCCCUGGUCCCCCCAGUCGAGCUCCAGAGAGACGACCGACAGACACACGCAGCUGUGGGGGGCCUGGCACGCCACGCUGAAGUCGGGGCUACAGGAUCAGUCACACACCGGCUCUUGUGGAAACCUGUCCAGGUGUGGCACCCAGGGCUCGGGGGAGGGGCUGGACAAUCACCUCGGGAAAAGGAAGGUGAAGCCGCACCCCCUAAGCCACACCUCCACGCCCCCGGCCUCAUGCUCCAACAAAAUUUGUCAGGGCGAGGAGGGGCAGCGGCGGCCCCGCCAGAGCCUGGAUUCCCUUGCCGUCCGACCGGAGGGAGGGUCAGCGUCCACGGAGGACCCGCGCCCUGGCCCCCCCUACAGGUUCGCAACGGCGGACAGAAUCGACAACCGGCCUCCCCCUCCCUACCCGGGCCCUCCUCGGACCUCCCUCUCCACCCCUCCCCCACCUCCCGCGUACCGGCCGAUGUCGCCUGCGUCACCGAGGCUCAAGUGUGCUCUGCAGCGGCCGCGAGGAAGUUCUGACCCCCAGAGACUCCGCCCCCUUUCUCCCGCAAAAUCCACGGACACCGUGAGCCCCUCCAGCCUGAACUGGCAGGACUGGCAGAGGGAGAGGUGGCAGAUCUGGCAGCUCCUAUCUUCAGACAGCUCGGACGCCCUACCCGAAACGCUGGUCUGACCCGUGCGCCACGGCGCCCUCUCGUGGUGGGAUGUAACAUACUUACACGUUCGUGUUGGUGUCUCCACAUCCUGUUGUUUAGCUAUUUUAUUAAUGUAUUUUUUUUUUUACUAAAAAUAUCCUUUUCUAUGAGGGAUACCUCAAAAGAAUCACAGUGUUUUGUCCUUGAGUACCAUGAAAGUUUUCAAAAGUUUGGUCACAGUGGUAAAGUUGGAAGUUUACCUUGAUGAAAACACGUUUUUCUAUUACUUAUGUAACCACAACGUUCUGAGUUGAAGAGGGGGGGCUAACAAAGUGAAAUUAUUAAGUAUUAGGAAUGAUGGGACCAAGAGUUUCUUUCCUGUAACAGUUAAAAUGUCGUUACACAGUUGCACUAGUACACUGACGUUCAUAAUUAAAAUUAACCAGCAUCAUACAAAAUCUUCCGCACAAUUCGGAUACUUAAAUGUACCGGCAGUUAUUUUGAUUUAGGAGGAACACGGACCACUGAGUUUUACAUCUGCCUUAAGGUCACGUUUCCCAAGUGCCAGCAGCUUUUUUAUUCCUACCGUUCCUUUCGAUGAUAUAAGGAAAUUGUGUUUUUGCCGUUUUAUUUAUUUUAAAUAUUUAUUUUGUCGGUCGUUUAUAGUUGGAGGAUAGAAUCA